AUGCAACACGACAAGUGCUAUGACAACGCGGUUAACAGUAAGAUUUGCUUCGACGUUCCUUGGGAGUACAUUGACGACUACAACUGGAAAUGUAUCAAUAGCACCGCCAUAUGUGAUGGUAAGUACGAAAAUCUCUUAGUUCUUCUUCCAAAGGUUUCUGUUGAAUACUUCGAGAAGUCACCUAUUUGUCCCACGAGGAAAAAAAUUGGAAAAGAGCUAUCGUUUAGUUUAUUGUUGGCAAUUUACGAUUUUAUUAAGUUUCAGAGGGUGUCAGUUGAAUGGCAUUUCUUCGUGAACUACAAAAUAUGGUUUGCGUCCUGUUCCACAUAG
Angiostrongylus costaricensis is the source of this 330-nucleotide messenger RNA. The record is from the annotation of a GenBank genome assembly. Lineage: Eukaryota; Metazoa; Nematoda; Chromadorea; Rhabditida; Metastrongylidae.